This is a messenger RNA of Colletotrichum orchidophilum, 780 nucleotides long. RefSeq lists its product as uncharacterized. NCBI's taxonomy places the organism in Eukaryota, Fungi, Ascomycota, Sordariomycetes, Glomerellales, Glomerellaceae. Bases 1 to 780 code for a protein of 259 amino acids. The record is from RefSeq and is a predicted model, not a curated record. The transcript has a single exon.
AUGCUCGGAUCACCACCAUGGGCCCAUGGCCAAUCUUCACCAUCAUCCAACAAGGGAAGACGCCACCCAGAAGCACUACACACCCGCAAGCCCUCCCUCACCAACUCCGUCUCCAGCAGCGACUCCUCAUCAACACAAUCAACCCGCUCAACAGCAACCAUGCGCCACACAAGAGUCCUCGACUUUGACCCCCUCUCACUACACCCGACCUUUCACGCACCACCAAGGCUCUACGAGCGGCCUUUUAUCCACAACUCCCAGUGCAUCGAGGACGAGGUCAUCAACUCGUACUUCUCGAGCCAGGAGGCGGCGGCAGCCGCCGAAGACAAGGCAAAGGCCUCCUUUGCCGCCGCCAUCCCCGAUAUGCCCGUCCCGCCGGUCGACUCUCCCCGGACGCCGAUCCAGCAGCAGGAGAGAUCCCGAGAACACGCCGCCGAGGGCGACGACUACUUCCUCUUCAAGGUCCAGCAGCACAUCGCCGCCACGAGGCCGCAACUGCCGCGGUCCCACUGGUCCGAGUCGACCAUCAACACCAUGGCAUCUCAGCACGACGACGAUGAGGAGUCCUCCGAGGACGGUAGCAUUGUCGACGAUGAGAGGCCCGUGAGGGAGUCGCAGUGGCAAAACUUUUCUAUGAAGCGCAGCUCGCCUUCGACAGUGAGACGGCCAGCAAUGAAGUCUCUGGACAGCGUCGAGGACUUUAUCAAGCGCGGUGGCUGGAAGAGGCGUGGCAUUGUCUUUGAGCAAGAAGGCGCCCGAACUUCCAACACAUUGUUCUAA